UUGAACAGCAGCAUAAGUAAUGAUAACGCAGAAACUGCACAAUUAACCUGAGCCAGUCAACAACAUAUCCCACAAUCCUUUGUUCCUAACCCGGAAGAAAAUAGUACCACGUGCGAACUUCGAAAACUUGCCGAAAUAAAUCGUUCCGGAGUGGCUGGGGCUCAUCACAAUGAAUCCGCUCACCAAAGUGAAACUCAUCAAUGAACUGAAUGAAAAAGAGGCUGAACUUGAUGUCAAAGACAGUGUGUCCUGGCAUUCAGUCUAUAAGGACAGCGCCUGGAUCUUUAUCGGUGGACUUCCAUAUGAGCUGACAGAAGGAGACGCCAUCUGUGUUUUCUCUCAGUACGGAGAGAUUGCCAACAUCAACUUGGUGCGAGAUAAAAAGACGGGCAAAUCCAAAGGAUUCUGCUUCCUGUGCUAUGAAGAUCAAAGGAGCACCAUUCUGGCUGUGGAUAACUUUAAUGGAAUCAAGAUUAAGGGGCGAACCAUACGUGUGGACCAUGUAGCAAAUUAUCGACCACCCAAGGACAACGAAGACAUUGAUGAUGUCACUAAAUGUUUGCGAGAAGAGGGAUGUGCUCCUAAAGUGCCCCUGCCUUCCUCCUUUGAGUCAGGGUCCGAGGAAGAAUAUGCUGUACCUGUGAAAAAGCCAAAAAAAGAUAAAAAGGAGAAGAAAAAGAAGAAGAAAGAGAAGAAAAAAGCACUAAAGGAAGAGAAACAUGAGGCACGGACUGAGCCGUCAACAUCAUCUCCUGUCAGAGUGAAGAAGGAGAAGGAGGACACGGCAUACGAGAAGUAUGCCGCGAAAGGACCGGCAGGAAGCAGAAGGGACAGAUCGGGACAAGACUUCAGGAACCCACAAGACAGAGCAGAUGAGGUGGACAGAUUCAGAGAUAGGUAUAGAGGUGAGAGGGAAAGGGAUCGAGAAGAAGACAAAAAGACAGACAGAAACCGAGAGGAUAAAAGACAUGAAGACACACGGCAGGGAGACAGAGAAAGAGACAAAGGAAGGGGUGUUGAUAGAGAGAAUAAUGGGGAAAGAGAGCGUGAGAGAGAAAGGGAACGUGAUAGAGACAGAAGGGAGCGAGACAGAGGAAAUGACCGAGGGUUUACCAAACACAGAGAUCACAGUCGUGAAAGAGAACACAGGCGAAAUUGAGCAGAGAUAGUCAUUUAUAUAUUUGGGGGGGGGGUUAGAAUUUUUUUUUUUUUUUAUAGAAUUUUUUAAUAUCUGUCUGCAGUAAUUAACUGUAUAAUGGCUACCUGGCAUCAUGUUACACACAGUACACUCAUUUGACAAAUAAAUUCAAAUUUUAUUUGAAUUUAAAUGGUACAAAGACCAAAAAUGUCUUGUUUAACACUGUCAACAAUAAACUCCAAAAUUAUGAUGCAAUCAAAGUACACCAAUCAUGGAUUCAGUUGUAAAACUAUUAAAAGACAUUUAGUUAAGUGUGUUCAGUUAAAAAAAAACAACAAUAUCAGACCAAGCAGAUGUGUACAUUACCCAUUUAUACCUGCUCAACAGGAAACAGCAUUUCAUCGCUAAUGAAUAAUUAUGAUCGCUAUGGCCACGACAACAUAUUCAAUAACCUAGCAAGAAAAGAUAAAACAAUUACGCAGAUAUACUGAGUAAAUAAACACACACAGAAUUCAAUAGUAAUAAACACGAAGUUGAACAUUAAAAUGUGUGGUGUGAUUAUUGGAAAUCUAGCCUGAUUAAAAAAAAUCACACUUCCUUUCAUGCCCAAUUUCUUUUCAUAGCAAAACAUUACACAGUUAGCACAGCUUCUAAUACAGUAAAUUAAGCGAAUCACCCUUAAGUCAAUCUGUUAUAACCACGAGUUACUAUGAUCUGCUCAAUUCAUGAGCGGUCAAAUACGAAGUAUUCAUAAUUGGCCAAUCAGGAGUACUGCAGAUGUGACUCCUCACAGACACUAAACGUUCAAGUCAAUACUCAAGGUUAAAGGUCAAAUACAGUAUCUGUUUGCACUGAACUUUAAUAGUGUAUGCUGUUGUGUUACCCCUGUGUGAUGUCCCUCCUUGCAAUGCUCACAUGCUAGACUACAUUGAUCACCAACCCCAUUUUCAAUAAGCUAUCAAAAAACAGAGAUAAAAAGAUGUUCACGCUAGUUCUUAAUGGAACUCCAUCUAAAUAUACAAACAGAUCAUCUUUGGAUGUAGCCAUCUUCUGUAGUUGUAAGCAAUCUUAUUGACAUUUUAGCCACAGUCAGUAUUUUCCAAACUAAAUCGUGAAUAUUUACCAUGAGAAUGUUAAAUAAUAGUUAAAGGAACAGGUCGAAAGCAAAAUAUUAGCUUUCUGCAGCAACAACAUUCAAUACUGCAAAUUAUAUUACUAUAGCCUCUAAAAACAGAAAUUAUAAGUAGAAUUGGGUGAGAAAGCAAGACUAAUAUAUUGCAGUACUGACUAUUGAAGUGGUUGUGAUUUCUGUGAGAUGGAUAGUAUAUGUUCCAGGUUUUGUUUACAAGAUGUUAUGCACGUAAUAAAUUCAUCUAUUUUCUAAAUGCAUGUUCUUUUUGUGAACAAUUUAUUUAACUACACUUUUCUUACAAUCGACUGC
Messenger RNA from Sinocyclocheilus anshuiensis, 2579 nucleotides. RefSeq names its product RNA-binding motif protein, X-linked 2-like. Gene Ontology annotation, biological process: mRNA splicing, via spliceosome. Lineage: Eukaryota; Metazoa; Chordata; Actinopteri; Cypriniformes; Cyprinidae. The record is from RefSeq and is a predicted model, not a curated record. Gene Ontology annotation, cellular component: U2 snRNP; precatalytic spliceosome; catalytic step 2 spliceosome. The coding region runs from base 170 to 1159 and encodes 329 amino acids. The transcript has 6 exons. Gene Ontology annotation, molecular function: RNA binding.